AUUUGUUUAGGUCUAAAUUAAAGUAGAAGAAGUCUUGAAUGAUGAAGAAGCCUACGAAGGAGGAGGCUGCGGCUGUAACAUCGGUCUUUUGGGACAUCAAGAGGUGUCCCGUUCCCACUGGCUGUGAUGCUCGUCUGGUUGGUCCGUGUAUUAAACGGGCGUUGAAGAACAAUGGCUACUUUGGUCCUCUCACCAUCAGCGUCGUUGGUAUACUAUCAGAAGUCCCUGAUGACGUCCUGCGACUGGUCUCUUCCACUGGAAUCGUUCUUAAUCACGUCGCCACGGAUUACUUACACGUUGCCGAUGCUAUUUGUGAAUGGGCCGAGAGAUAUCCACCUCCAGCUAAUUUAAUGGUCAUAUCCGAUAACAAAGAUCCUCCUUCUCUUCUUAGAAUCUUAGAAAAGGAUGGAUACAACAUUCUUGAGCCGUUUCAAUUUUCUGAACUAGAAGGGGCACUUGAGGAGGAUAAGUGCAGUGAAACGGGUGACUCUGCCUCAUGGGUUUGCUCCAUAUGCGAAUAUCUUCCUGGCCAAGGCUUUGAAAAAUUCACCAACCAUCUCUCUAGUCAAAAACAUGCACAAAAGUUGUUGACGUUGUUGCCUGUCAAUCAACAAGAUCAGCAUCCUGAUUUUACAAAAUAUAAACAAGACUUGCAGCACCAAGUGAUUUGUGACUCCCCUUGAUUCUCAUCACAAGGAUGCUACUACAUGGUAAGGACAGUUUUAAUAUCUGAUAACUUUGAGAUUUCUAUUUCUUAGAAUUUUGCGGUUUUCUUAAUGAAAACUACAACAUAAUAGAACAAGUGCACGAAUAGGGAGAAGAGACGGAGAAAGAUACAUUGUGCCUUUGUUUCAAACUCUUCAGAGUUUCUUUCAGUUUACGCCGCACUUACCAUUUGUGUUUAGUCCCAUAGCUCUCAAUCUUAACUCCCUCAUUCGAAACUCUGCACGUACC
This is a messenger RNA of Arabidopsis lyrata subsp. lyrata, 954 nucleotides long. RefSeq lists its product as uncharacterized. The record is from RefSeq and is a predicted model, not a curated record. The transcript has 4 exons. Gene Ontology annotation, cellular component: peroxisome. NCBI's taxonomy places the organism in Eukaryota, Viridiplantae, Streptophyta, Magnoliopsida, Brassicales, Brassicaceae. Gene Ontology annotation, biological process: regulation of gene expression. Gene Ontology annotation, molecular function: RNA nuclease activity. Bases 39 to 683 code for a protein of 214 amino acids.